AUGGUGUUGAGUUAUGGAAAGCUCUGGCAAUGGAGUAACUUUUCGUACAUCUAUUCAAACAUCGCGAAUGUGUAUCCUGGCGUGAUGAGGAGUUUCAUCGCAGUCGCGAACAUGGAACUGCGAGCGAAGGAGCUUCUUAUCGCGCAGGAGGUGGUUGAUGCGAGUGCCUCGUUGGAGAGAGCGAGUCGCCUUGCGGCUGCGGCGGCGGUGCAUUAUACACAAGCGCUAAAAGAUCUGUCAUCGUUGUUGGAUCGGAUUUGUCAAACGCCGGAGCAGGACUGUGAUGUGGAUGCGCUGUUUACGAUGUGGUUUCUGAUCUUGAGAUAUGAGGCUUGUGAUUCGGAGACUACGGGAGCGUCGUUGCUGCACCUCGAUGGAAUACGGUUGUUUUUGGGGCCAUAUUUGCGAGAUGAUGGACAGGCGACCGGGAAGAAAUUACCGUGCGUUGCACAGGCGAUGCUGCUGUAUACAUUAUACCUCGACGCGGACUCAGCGACAGGCAACAUGAACAGUGGACAGUUCUGUCUUGACUUUUUAUCACGCGACGCUCACGAUUACAUCUCACAUGAACACCUUUUCCUGAGCGUUCGAUCAGCUCUUCCCAAGAUGUGGGGUGAACAAUAUCCUAUAUCAGAACUCCUCGACGAUAUGGAGAAUUAUCGCCCUCUCCGCUUAUAUCACCUCUGUCAAGGAUCUAAACUUGAGCUUCUCAGACUAGCACGGUCAACGACAGACGGUGGAUACGACGAUCUGAAGAAACUCUGGCGGCAUGUUGAAAACUUUGGUGAUGAAUUCGCCGAUAUCCUCCUCCUCGCCAAAAAAACCCCCAGCUCUGGAGGGAAGCGCCUCAUGUGGACAGUCUACGCCGCCGCCCUCGACUUUCACGCACUGCAGAUCCUCUGCUCCAGCCUAGACACCUAUAACGAAACACCCUUCAAGCCCGAGCCCUCCCUAUCAUUCAUCUUCAGCGUCGCCACAAAAGCCCUCGAAGAAGAUCCCCGUCAAGUCUACCGUUUCAUGUGGUCGCUCUCCGUAGCACUCAGCAAGACGAAUCAGGCUUGGUUAUCUACGCAGCUUGCAAAAGCAAGGAUUUUACUACCGAGGUUUGGAGUUCCGGGGUUGAUACUUAAGCAAUGUGGGGGCCUAAGUGUUAAUAAUGAGGGAGCCCAGUAA
Molecule: messenger RNA, 1173 nt
Organism: Fusarium tjaetaba
Lineage: Eukaryota; Fungi; Ascomycota; Sordariomycetes; Hypocreales; Nectriaceae
Product: transcriptional regulatory
Exons: 3
Coding region: 1-1173 (390 amino acids)
Source: RefSeq, a predicted model, not a curated record